AUGAAAGCCUCGGAGCCGAGAGAUAAGAUAUACGCGAUGCGCAGCCAGUUAACGGACACGUUUGGUAGAAUGGACGUGGACUACAAUCAGCCGAUCGAAUCAGUAUUUGCCACAGCCACAAGAUACAUGCUCAUGCAAAGUAACGGGCUGGAGUCGCUUUACCAUGCGAGCCGACCGACGAAGUUGGGCAACCUUCCAUCUUGGGCCAUAGACUGGGCUUCCGAGGAAGACAUGGAAUAUUUCUGGUAUCACAGUCUGCCUUGGAUGGAGCGUAGAGUAUGCGGUGGAAGCGAACCUCUUUACAGGUUCUCCGUCGACGGAAGGGCACUCUACCUCAGAGGCAGGCUGGUCGGAAAGGUGCACGAUCGAUACGUCUCACCUGUUUGUCCUUGCUGCUCUGAUUCCCGCGGUACUGCGAAGUAUGACACCUUCAGCGACCAAAAGGUGGUCAGCGUAAUCUUGAAAGAGGCUGCUGCUUGGUUCUCAGACUUGACUGCCGCAGCUAACGCUGCACCAGGAACCAUAGAUCCUGCUCUCACGGUGCCCCAGAGCACGUUGAGUAGUGUUGCUAGUCUCCUGGACUUCAUUCGUAGUCAGAGUUUCGAGAGAAUUCGGAAGAAGUUCGUGUCUUCCUUCCAGCUAACCCCGAAGAACGACUUGAAGAAGAUGGUCAGCAAGAUUGCUUCUGAUCGCAUGUUUUCUAGGAAAUUCGCUGCAUAUCUGGGUACUGGGAGGCUUUUCCUCACAGCCAAGGGCUCCUUUGGAUGCGCUCUGCGCUCCAUUGAGCCCGGGGAUCUCUUAUGUAUCUUUUCUGGGCUUCCAUACCCGUUUGCUGUUCGUCCGAGUGGCUCAAGCUACAUUCUCGUGGGACCUGUCUUGCUUGAUGGCGUUAUGGAGGGAGAAAUGUGGCCAGAGGAUGAGAGCGUUCUGGAAGAGUGGGAAUUUGUCUGA
Molecule: messenger RNA, 951 nt
Organism: Colletotrichum karsti
Lineage: Eukaryota; Fungi; Ascomycota; Sordariomycetes; Glomerellales; Glomerellaceae
Exons: 1
Coding region: 1-951 (316 amino acids)
Source: RefSeq, a predicted model, not a curated record